AGAAAUCGGGAGAAGCUGAGGUGACAAAAUAAAAUGAUCUCAGAAAUUAGAAGAGCCAAUUCCAAAGAAGACCAAAUCCGAUCCCAAGCCAGCUUUGCUUCCAUCGUCGCCUCAUCUCCAUCCCCGGAAGCUGGCCGGCUGCUGAGCAGGAGCAGGCGGGACACCGGCAGCAGCAUAAUCAUCCACCCGGAGGAGAGCGGUAGCAUCCAGCCUCUCGUCCCCGCCCGCAUCGACAUGACAUCCGCGGACUUCCCGGCGCACACCGCCCCUCUGCUCUUGGCGCACACAUCUAAACGCAGCCUGUUCUACAAAGCACUCUGCUUCCUCCUCCUCGUUUUCCAGGGAGGCAUCCUGGACUUCUACCUCAUCAUCUUCACCGACCUGUACUGGUGCUCCUGGAUCGCCACGGACCUGGUGGUGGUCUCCGGGUGGGGGAUGUUCUUCAUGAAGAACGCGCGAAGCAAGCGGGAGAGGGCUUGCGGCUUCCACCAGAAGGGCUCCAUCUUCGGCGGAUGCAACCUGGGUGAGUUCACCUACGCUUACCUGGCUUGGCUCAUCUACGUCAUAGCGUACACCCCCAAGGUGGUGCUCAUCCUGGAGACCUCCAUACUGGAUCUGAUCGCCGUCAAAGUGCCAUGUGGAGUGACCGGCUUCAAGAUCAUCACCUUGCUGUCCGCACCGCUGCUCUUCUGUCUCACGAAUGCCAUCAUUGAAGAUCUCAAUGGCGUCACCAGGCACCACUCCCAAAGCUGCUUCAUGACUACCUGCCUGGACCUCAUCGACAGCUUCUCCCUUGUGGAGAUGCUGCUCCGGAACCAAAUUCAGACCUUGUACCUGAAGUACACCGUCAUCUCGGCGUACUUUUUGGCUCUAGCAGUUCCAGUUAUCUGGCUCUACGAGCUCACCGCUUCGGAGCUCCGCUGCCGGUGGCUGUGGGCUCGUUUCUCAGCGGGCCUCCUGGUCAACGCACCCCUGCUGGUGGUCCGGUGCUUCCAGGUGUUCGUCUACAAGACGCCGGUGUCCGUGUUCAUGUUCAAAAACAUCUUUUUCCUGGCGUGUACCUUUCUGGACUUGACCGAGCAGUGCGUAGCGAUGCGCGACGUCCGGAAGAGGAUGGCGGGAGGAAGUAACCAGGCCCAGUUCUCCCAUGGAGUGUCCGAAAACGACAUGUGUCCACACGGAUAUGUCAACACCCUGGCAGUUACUCAGUCCUAGUGUUUAGGUUUCGGAACCGAGUCCACCGUUAGCUCCCUUUUUUGGAAGCCUAAAUUCCAAACAAUUCAAAUUAGAAAGGCAAUCCAAAACGUCCGGUAUUGGCAUACGACUUCCUGCACACGUCUUGUAAAUUUCCGGUACACUUCCGGUUAAUUUAUUCCACUUACCUAUUACAGGGCUGACGCGGAUGCAGGAAACUAUUAAGGCUUUAUAAAUCAUUUUAAAAGUUUAAAAAUAGUUAUGUAUAAAUAAUUACAAUACAAAAUUGGCAUUUUACAACUUUUUUUUUGAUUUAUUUUCACGUAUGUGUAAUUACAUUUCCUCACCUAACAAAUUGACAUGGAUGUAGGCUUUAUUAAGGCACUCAAGUCUUUUUUCCCCCCCAUAAUUACAGUUAAUUUAAAUAAUUACAAUGCAUAAAAUACUGUAAUUAUUGUGUAUUAAUUACACCACUUUUAAAAACUUUAUUUUUGAAAUAAUACAUAUAAUUACGUUUAUAAAUCAUGAUAUAUUUAUCAAAUACAUUAAAUGCAUGUAAAAAAAAACAUAAAACAUCAAAGGAAUCACAGAAAAUUUGUAAUGCAACACACAAAAUUACGGUAUAGGCCGACUACUUCCUGCACACUUCAGGUAAAUAUCCGGCACACUUCCGGACAUAAUUCACCCAACUAACAAAUUAUUGACCUUUGGAUGUAGUCUUUGUAAGGCACUGAAAUGACUUGUUUUUAUAACAACAGUUAUGUAUAAAAAAUAA
Molecule: messenger RNA, 1969 nt
Organism: Dunckerocampus dactyliophorus (ringed pipefish)
Lineage: Eukaryota; Metazoa; Chordata; Actinopteri; Syngnathiformes; Syngnathidae
Gene: tmem121b
Product: transmembrane protein 121B
Exons: 1
Coding region: 34-1215 (393 amino acids)
Source: RefSeq, a predicted model, not a curated record